AUCUACUCUCCGCGCUAUAGAGCGUGGGCUGAAAAUUCCUGGCAAAAAUAUACAAGCGAGUAACAUCCGCAACUACCUAGACCUACAUAGGGAUGCCCAAUAUCUUUGUAUUCUAGGCGCCGUCCACCGCCCACACCAUCGUACUGAAAUCUUGUUCUAAAUCUGGCUUUUAUUAUGUCGGGACAUGCUCCCCGCAGUUUUUUCCAAUGUUUUAUUUUCCUUGACUUGUAACGUUUACUUUCACUUGCCGCAUGCUAUUCGUUGCCGUUCACUUUCGUUCUGUUUGAAGGGCUCUAAAUUCUUUGGUCUUCAUAUCAUCCAUGGCUCAAUACACAGGCCUUGAAGCUGCUUCUUGGAAGGACUUAAUUAAAGAUUGGUGGCAGUUUGUAAGCUUUUGCAUACGUGUAAAUAUGUGCCCUACUAAUGAUAAAAUAGAUUCUUGUUGCAUUUAUCCUUGCCUCUAUUGGUCUUGGCCUGGGCUUCAUCUCUUAUAUCGCACUCCAGAGUUCACUAAAAAGGUACCAGGUAAGUGACAUAUGAAAGACUAUCUCCAUAUCUGGUCUCAGAUUCAAUGAUUUUUUAUCAUCUUUAUUUGUAGUAACAACAGGUUAUUGUAGAAUUGGAAAUCCGCGAGAAGCGCAGUCCCCGCGUCCAUCAAGAAGUAUCUUGCCAAGACUUACGGAGAACUAUCACAUCAUAAAAUUGUCGCUAUUGAGAAGAAGCCUGAAAGCUUUGGAGUAUACCUGGGGGCGUUCAAUCAUACACCAACAACUGAUGAACUGCGAUUGUUAGCACAAUGGGAUCUUCUUGUUGUCGAUGCCUUUCAAGAGAACAUAAAUCAUGUUCUUUCAUGUGGGCUGUAUCACAAGCCGUCAUUAGUUCUAGCAAGACUUGAUUUGAGCACUAUUGUCCCGCAUCAAUGCAAGGUAUCAACAGCACUCGAAGGUGCCAUUGAAUGGGUAGCUAGGCUGCUAUCUGCAUCAACAGCAUCGGGAAGUGAUUGCCAUUUUUCUGGAAUUCUGAUCAGCAACUGGGACAAUCAAUUACCAAGCCCAAUGAUUAUCGAAUUCAUUACCUUCAUUCACAAACUUGGAUUCCAAAUCUACCUUGAAACAUCUUCGCCUGGAUUCUUACGUGAUCCCAAAUUAGCAGAAUUGGGUGAAGUGGCGGGAUUAAUAAUCAGAAAUGGCACGAUAUCGUCGAACGGUGACGAACGAGAUGCAUUUCAGAUGCAAGAGAUGAGGCCAACCAUUAAAGCUUUCGUUUCUCAAGCAUGCCUUAGACCUUUCGUGGUCUGUUUGUGGGAGACUUUAGAUGACGGGGUUAAUCCCACUAAUGCAGUUGUUAGGAGAUCAUACCAGUGGUCAAAAUUCUACAGCGCCCUAUCACCAUGGAUUGGCCCAAUGGCCGAUUUGACUUUACCAGCUCAUGGCAUAAACCAGAAGGAACCGCUGGGGGCAUUUUCUUGGCUCAAAGAGCCUGGGGUGAUGAAAGCGCACAAGAGAUGGCGUCUGAACCAUACUGUAAGGAUAACACUCCAUAUACUAACUAUGGGCCAUGCACUCUACUUAUGGUUCCUAAACACCACUAUUCUGCUCGAUAAUAUCUGGUCAUCUUACUGACCUGGUUUUAGAUUGCUAGCGAAUAUGUACAGGAAAUAUCGCCCCUGGCUGGAAGUCUUCUUGGCGCCCUUUCCAUUGAGGUUGACCUCCAGCCAUCGGGUAAAUCUAUCCAGCUACCAUUUGUUGACAUAGACCUCGAAUUGCCCUCAGCUAAUUUGCAAGUACCUUCGGAAUUACCCGGAGAUUCCUCUGAGGGUGACCUUCCGGGAUUUUCAAGUAGAUCUCUCACGCCGACAGAGUCAUUUUUAUCGAUUCCCGCCCAGAACCGCAGAUUCUCCGAUGGCCCAUAUUCCUAUUUCAGCCAAAUUCCCGGAAAUCCAAUUUCAACGUCUCCUACUGGAUCUUCGAAUGACUUUCUUGGGUGCUUUCCACUUGGAGUACAUGCUUCUAGAAAGUCUUUUGAUGAAAUCCUCCAAUCACAAAAAAAACUAAAAUCUCUUGAUCUUCUCGAAUCGGUAGAAAAUACCAUGUUGAAGGACAUUGGUACAAAGUUAAACCAAUUUUGCGAUGAGCAAGACACAAUUGAGCUCUCAGCAUGGCAUGCAGCUAUACAAGAACUUGCGAACCAGCUUUGUGGUUUAGCCGAUGAUUCUGCCACCACAGACUUGAUUAGGGUGUACAAAGGGCUUGAUUCAGGAUUCCAGUUCCAAGAUGGGGCUCGAUACUGGGCGGUGUUUGCAUUUGAAGAACGUGCCAUGCUUGACAUUUUUAUGUCAAGAAAUGUUAAAGAUCUUAGUGGAACAAUCCUGCAUACAUUCUUAUCAAGUCGGGGCUGUCCCCGUCAUGAAUCAUUUGAAGCAGAAAAGGAGUUUUGGCAGUGGUCGACACGUUCAAACUCUUACCUCCCCACGCGGUUACUCGAUGACAUAAGUUCGCUUUCACCAUCAGAGCUACUCAAAUUCGUCCAGAUUUUGCAGCUAUCGUCAGUCAAAGGUCACGGAGAUUUCACCGAUUCUAUAAUAUUUGCUUGCGAGAGACAGCUAUUAGAUGCCGCAGAUUUCACUCAGUUGAAAGAUGCCUGUUCAACUGGUUAUCUAGGAAAUCAGAAGUCUCCACAAGACCUAAUAGCAUUGAGAACAAAAUGGCAUGAGGACAAUAACUCACAGCAUCCUUUCGAGGAAAAUGCACUGGACGUCUUCCACCAAAUCAACGACUCAAUUACCAUUGUACUGAAAGAAAGGAGGUUAGAUACUCUUCAAGUUGUUACGAAAACCCUGAUUAAAAUUCUCGAGGCCGAAAAGAUUGAUGCUCGUAUUGAUGUCAUUUGCCUUGCUUUAUUUUCUGCAUUUCGAAAACACGCUUUCGAGGAAGCAUAUGUUGAGGUAACAGAUAGGAACACCUUGUUCAACGAUCAGAGUGAUCAGGCGGCUGCUUUUGCGGAGCUCUUUGCAACAGGCGCUCGAUGCGAAUCUUACUUCGAUAUGACCCCAAGUUCCUUCGGUAAAUUACUAUCGGAUCGGUAUCGGACUUGCCAUCAUCAACCCGGCCGGGAGCCUCCCAUAUGGUCUGAUGCCGACCCAUCAACACCGUCAGCUUAUGCGGCAGCAAAAAUUGAUAUUGGAGAUUUCAAGAGCAAGCCCUUAUCUGGAGCAAUGAGAUUUACCUUUCUAAGCGUUUUCGCAAUACCCGCACUGUUGGACAUUCUGCUGUUGACAAGUACCGGGAAAGGCCUCUAUUUGAGUGCGAACAUGAGCGACACAGCCCAGCACUAUGCAACGAUGGCUUUGAUGAUCUCUCUUUUGAUAUCUGGCGUCUGUAGUACAUGGAUAACUUGUGGUGGUGCUUAUUAUCUGAUUUCUAUGGCCUUCUCAGCAAUGAACCUGUUCGUGGCGACGAGACUGGUUGGUGGUAUUGCCUUUUCACUCGUUGUUGGCUUGAUCGGCUUAAUCGGCAUUGGCUUCAAAGACGGCAUCGUUGCAGGAGUCGUAUUUUUCUUGUACUUGUUUGCAUUGAGCACUUACCUGUCACUGCUGGCGACUCUGGCUAACUUUUCUUAUCCUGGUACCACUUUUCAAUCUGGACGCCCAGUAAUCCUCACGAUUAUUCCUUUACUAUUCAUCUCCCCGAUCACGGCAAUCUUUGUUCCUGGUUAUGACAUAUAUAUCUACUUAUCGGUUUUGUAUGUCUUCAUUGUUUUUCUUGCUUUAGGAACUCGACAUAUCGCAUCCAAAUGGACCACGUGGCAUCAAAAUAUUGAAAAUAUUAGCGACAAGGCUUUGAAGGAAUGGUACAUCAAGACACAUAAAGGGGGUGAUGAUCAUGCAUUCGACGGGAUGACCGAUCCAGCGGCUCUAAAGAUUUCAAGGACUGCAAUGAUCGAGGAAAUAACAAAAGUACGAAGCGGCUUUCUGCACAAAUGCCAAGAUCCUACCGUCAAGUCUUUAGCGGAAAGCUACGAUGCAACAAUCUUUCUAUUGCAAUGGUAUUCGGGUUACUCAGGAACGCCACUACCAAUGCCAUAUUCAUCAACUUGGAACAUGCAAAUCAAGGUUGCGCUUGAUACUCUCAAGCAGAUGCAAACAGGCCUCAGACUACAUAAUGCUUUUAUACACUGGCGCCAGGCCGGUGAUGAGGUGAGUCAUAUUUUUGUCUGCUUUUACUCAUAAAAUUGCCUAAAAUAAGCACUAAAACUAUACAGGUUGGUUGUUCUCUUCUCUACUUCAUCGUAGCACUUCUUGAUAAAUGGAACUCUCUUCUUGCUGGUGGGCGCGUUUUAGGACUAUCGGCCCAAAACACAAGAUACCGGAUGCCCGUUGGCUUUGCUCUAGCCUAUUAUCUGAUUGGUGCAGUUCUUCUGGAUCUCAAUGCUACGAAGCUCCAUACUAUGACGGCGCAGAGUCAAAACAUGUUAAUUGGUGAUGUGUCUUCAAUCAAAGACGCGGUUGAUGCUGGUGUUAAGGCUCGAAAGCACUUAUACUGGAAGAUGUUAGCCCGAUUUUCAUUAUUUCAUGUUUGGAGUUUAGCUGUAGCUUCUAGUCUUCUUUGGGUAUUUGACAGCUCGGAGGCCUCGACGCUUCUUUUUGUUGCAUAUGUCGGGGCAUAUACAGGUGAGUAAACUACACAUUAUUUAAAGCUUCUGCUAAUAAAACUUCGAAGGUUUGCUAUUUUAUCAGGUAUGUUUGUUCUCGAGAAGAGCUAUGAUUACAAUUUACUAGUCCAUAUCAACUAAACUACUAUUAGUACACAAAGAUUUUCACGGGCCCUCGAAGUCUCAAACCCCUUUUGAUUGCUGCUUGCCUGGGCCUCCCUCUCGGACAAAUUCUCCGACACUUUCUUCCGCAAUUUGAGUAUUGCGACGUGGUAGCACUUGCAGCAGCUACUUGGACGGCAGCAUUUCUCUCUCUGUAUUACGCAGGUAUCAGGUUGAAGCCAAUUGAUACUAUGGACUCGGAAGGUCGUGUUUGGAAUAAGAUAUCACAAGACAGAUCAUUCCAUGAAUUUACAAGCCCAGGUCGAGACUUGUUACUAUCUCAGGAUGAACUUCGCAUCACUUUCGAAAACCUAAAUGCCCUUAGCGACGACGAGAAAUAUGAAGUCGAACCUAUGGCCCAUCCAGGUUUGGAGAUUAAGUCGAUCCUGCAUCAUGCUAUUGACAUAUUUGAGGAGAUCAAAGGAACCUCGGUUGAUUCAAUCCCAAAGUUCGCUCUGAGCGCAUUUCCAGAUGCGAGAAUGCUGUUGACGGAAGCCAUCACAGCGUUUGACAGUGGAAAGAUUGUGGUCGAAUGUGUCUCAAUGUCUAUGUUCUCUGAUGAAUUCAAGGACCUGAAAGCAAUCAGCUGCGACUCAAAUGAUUUGAUAAGAGUCAUUGUUGGUUGCGAAGCAAUGGAUGCAAUGGAACAGCAGUCAAGCAUCAGUAUUUUCUGUCAGACGUAAGUUCAGUUCCUGUUUUAGUUGCAACAGUUUUAGGCUUGUUUUUGCCGUCAUUCUAUAAUCCAAGGCACAAGGUCCUAACCUGGAAUAGCACCGCGGAAAUAUUGCUUCAUAUCACAGCCGAAAGCCUUCAGGGCCUUUCACACGAGGAUGCUACACUGCUAGAAUCUUUAUUAUCUUCUAUUUCACCAUCUGGUCUAUUGGAGCACACCCUUAUACCUCAGGGUCUACGGAACUUCUUGAACUUUUCAAAGCCCUCGCGAGCACACGCAGAAAACAUUGUAGCAUAUUUCGAGGAUGAGAUUCUGCGCCACACUGCAAUUGGAUGCAAUCCAAAUAUCGAUUGGGAAAGUCUACCUACGGAGAUUCGAGAACUCAUUCUCGAUAGAUGCACAGGCCAAGUUGACACAUUGACAACUGACCAGCAUAACUGGUUACGGAUGAACAAGCUUCAGGGCUUAUCUUUAAAUACAUUCAUGACUCGUCGCAAUUUCGGUGCCUUUGUUGCCAUGGAAAAGAGGAGAUACACACUAGAAUUCGCCAAAACAGCCCCAGUAGAGAGGCCUGAUAAGUACGAAAAGUCCAAUAUGAUGAGUUUAUUUGGAAAGGCUCGAACACGGAGAGGGCCGUCAAAGUUACUGAAGCGCCAGUUGAAGUCGCCGUUCAGCACAAUUUAUCAUACUAUUGGUCACUGUCUUAAGUUAUUUGCAAUAGCAUUUGUGGCGGAGCCAGAAUUACAAAGAGAGCUGGACUAUACCAUGAAGUCCACCCCGAAGUACAUACGACUGAUCGUCAUGUUCUUGGUAACAGGCAUCUGGUCGUAUGCUAAAAUUCUGCAGGACUUGUUGAUGCCAAUGUUCUUGCUUCACGGGAGAAAGAAUCUAGACAUUCUCUGGAAACAAAUACGUGGAACGACCGUAUCUUUAAAACGGCAGAAGAUAAUGAUAGAGAGCACCGGAGGAUCUUCCACCGCAUUUGUCCGAGUUCCGGAUACAGCAAGUGUUGCCGGGAGCCAUCUCACUGGCAGUGUUGGGGAGGAUACUGAUGCUGUUCAAGAAUCUUUACUAGGUUCUGGCAAUUGCGAGCUCCGCCAGUAUGGUGGCGUCCUGGAUCAAGAACCAGCUGACUUAGAUAAGCUUGAGCGCAUCAGCAUUUAUAGCAAGGAUCUUCUUCUAAUACGCAGAGAAGACUACGCCAAAGGCGUGAGGACCAAUGUUUACGAAUAUGAGUACGACUCCGAAAGUAUUCCAAGACAAAAUUUCAUGAAAAAGCGUCCUCGCUAUCCGAUUUCGCGGCGUUGUGUUGAAGGGAAGAACGAAUUUGAGCAAGUGUCUUUUAACAAUCAGGGUCUUGUCCAGCGUGGGUCUUAUAUUCUUGAUGGGAAUCUGGUGCGCUUCAAUUGCCAUUAUAGACAAAACAGCAAUUAUGAUGAUGAGUUGUUGAGAGCAGAGUUCGUUUUACCACAUAUGUUCUGCAUGGUUUCAUGGGCAGCACCUCCUGCAAAACAUCAAGACAAAUUGGACACGUGGAUACCCCAUUCGCAAGUCCUUGAGGCUACAUUUGUCAUAGGCCCCGAUGUAUAUGAGGCACAAUGGUCCUACGAUCAUAAAUACCAUCCAACCAUAUUUACGACAUUAAAUGGCGAACCUGUUGAAACACCGGCUCUAAUACAGUGGGAUCAUCUCGGAGUCCUCAAAAAGCCUACAAACUUUACAUUUCGUCACGAUGAUCACAUGAUCGGUUUCAAAUCAUUACGUUCACAUGCUGUUCCCAGAUGGCUAGGUAGGAAUACCCAUCAGAAUCCAGUCUCUACUUCGCGAGCUAGGUCGAGAUUAUGGCAAGCAUGGAAAAACAAUUCUGCUUUUGAUGGUGUUAUAAUGAGAUGGCUCGACGAGAGACUUCUUCGACAAGAACCACUGUUGCGCCCAUAUUUCCGGAGGCGUGAUCACGGCAAUCUCAAAUCGGCUGAAGAAUAUUUGCAUGAGAAUGCAGAUGCAAUUAUGGCUGUCAUAGAUCUUGAUAAAUCUAUUUCGGGAUGGGCUCCACUUGCAUUUCAAAUCGCUGACUUGUACGCAUUCGGACAAGGAGGUUCCGCCAACGCUCGCACUAGAUCCGCUCCGGAGUUUAAGAGUGACGAACUUCAUGUCCUUGCAACAGAUUCUGGAACAUGGCCAAAUGAAGGAGGUGGAGUGUCUGCAUGCCGACGAGACAUGGUGAACAAUCUCAAGGCAGCAAAGUGGUAUAUGAUUUCAGAAUCGGCGAAUGAUUUUGGAGUGCCUAAACACCAAACACAGGAGAAUGUUCAGACACUCAAAGUCAUUCCAAUCUGGGGACUUGAUUUCAUGACACCGACCCAUGGGAUUUUCAGAGAUCGGUUGGAUUCAGAAGUCAUACAUGCUGUUAGAGAUGCGACAAAGUUGGACAUCCAGAAGAAUUUUGUCCCGAUCCUCAAAGCGCUAGUAAAAGGAGCUAGGACAAGUCAGUAUUCGAAGAGUGACAUUCUACAAUCAACUCGAGCUCUUGUAAACCUGAAUGCAUAUUUCUCCCAAGGAAAACACUGGACGGGUGUUUGGAACAGUAGGAUCGUUAAAAAUGCCUGGCGAAAUCUAUGGAUCUCACAAGAUCUUGUGAGUCCUACACCCUCAGAGGGUUGGUUCCAGACUGAAAUACCCACGAUAGCGCAACUUGACGCCGCGCUUGAUCUUUGGUUUCGUUACUUAUUCAUAUUCUCCCUUCCCAUGCCUGAGAAAAUUCCAGCAAUCUUCCAAGCUUCACAUCAUUCCGUAAGUGCUUCCUAUGGGAUUGUUUGCAAAAUUACUAGGGGAAGCAUAUUACAAAUUUGGGACCACGCUAUUAGCUGGCGUGAGACGAACCUCUACCUAUCCUCAGAUCUCUGUUCUCUGCCACCAUUUGUUCGAAAUUCGUUGCUCGGACUUAUGAAGCUCACGAGUCAAUUGACACUUCACCAUGCGGAUGUUAUUCUACCUUGCGCCGACUUCUUCAACCCUGGAUGGGAAGUAGAAAUUGGAUCGCAUCAAGGCAAACUAGAAAACAGGAAUAUUUUCAAACGCAAAAUCGAUCCUGUUGUUAAUGGUAUCCCUCCUGCGGAUAUCUCGAAAUUCAGUCCAAUCAAGGAGACGACUUCGCCACUACCAACAGUCACAAUGCUUUCUCAUGUCUGGUAUGCGAAGGACAUUAAGACAGCUAUUCUAGCUGCUGAUAUCAUUGUCAAUGUGUGGGGAUUCAAAGACUAUCGCCUCGAUAUUUACGGCGCAAUCGAUAAAGCACCGCAAUACUCAACAGAUUGUUUCGAGAUAUUAGCAUCCAAGUCACUUCCUGGGUAUGUCAACUUGUGUGGAACUGCGAGUCCAACUGAGGUGCUAAAGAAGACUUGGGUCUUCCUCAAUUCCUCCAUCUCCGAAGGGCUUCCUUUGGCACUCGGAGAAGCUGCACUGACUGGCGCGCCUGUCGUUUGUACAGAUGUUGGAGCUUCCCUUCGAGUACUGACAGAUGUCGAUACUGGUGACUGUUUCAGCGCGGUGGUAGCUCCAAAUGAUGCGCAAAGUCUUGCAAGAGCACAAAUCAACAUGCUUGCGCUUCUAGAUGAAUGGGCUCCUUAUGCAAAUGACCCUCAAGGAUACAAACCUCCCUCUAUCAUCGAUAAGCCUACUCCUGAAGAGGUCGCAAUAAUCACGAAACGGAUGUAUGAAAAGAAAAGUGAACUCCGAGCCCUCGGAAUGAGAAGUCGAGAAAUCGUUCAGAAAUCAUUUGGAGGUAAUAGAUAUCUCAGAGAGCACGAGCAAAUGCUCUGGAUUGGAAAAUCUCGUUACGAUAUGAAAUUCCCAUUAAAAAACCCGAGGCCAACAUUAAGACCGGCAUUGCCAUCGCUCCCGGUGGGAAGUCAUAUGUGGGGACAAGCAUCUGUGCCCUCUGCACUACAAACCCGACCCCUACGGCCAUCCAUCUUCCGAGGAUCCAGUAUAUUGGCACGUUCCAUGCAGGCCUCGACGGUGGUACCAUCUCCCGGCGGCGAAAGACCUAUAUCUAUCAUGGGUUCCGGCAGUGGUGUCAAAGGCACCCAACACAUUAGCGAUUACUUCCCCGGCUACCGACCAGGCGAUAGCAACAUCUCCACUCCUGAUUUCCAUUUCCUCACACCUCCUGGUAUUCACUCUCCCGGGACCAAUUCUACCAGAAGCCAGUCGCCGAUGAGGAAAGGGCCAUCUGCACGUCUUACAAUGCUUUCUAGAGGCAGCACUAGCUAUGAUACUAGAUCUGAGAGCUCGUCAUUGAUGGUACCAUCUAAGCGAUUACCGGGAGAAGAUUCAUUUCUUCGUGAUCUAGACACGGCUCUUGAGCGGGUGUAGGUUUCUUUUGUCAUCAUUUACCAACCAUGCUUGGUAUCUUGCUCGCAUAACUAACAUUGCAUUUCACACGGAUUUCAAUCAAAAGCUUUUUCAUGUCAUUUAAAUUCACUAUUUACGGGGCAUUUUCUUUUUUGGGUUAUUAUGGAUAUAUUUCUUUUUUUUAUUAGGGUCUCUUACACUCUUACACUCAUUUGGUCGAGUGUGUUUAUAUACAUCUUAAUCAUGUUUAUUUAUACUGUUCCUUUAAUGUUGAUUAGCAUGCGUAAAGACUUCAUACAGGGGAAUAAAUGGAUAUUUCUGGCAUUACAUAGCAUUCUAGAGAUCUUGUUAAUAUAUAAUCAAAUAUUUUACCAUGGCAGUCUGCAAUUUUAUUCAUCAGCAUCGUUCAUCACUUUCUCCCAAUGUCCAAA
Messenger RNA from Sclerotinia trifoliorum, 10269 nucleotides. NCBI's taxonomy places the organism in Eukaryota, Fungi, Ascomycota, Leotiomycetes, Helotiales, Sclerotiniaceae. The record is from the annotation of a GenBank genome assembly.